AUGACUAAAUUGGAAGUGGAGGUUGUCUCAACAGAGACCAUCAAACCCUCAUCUCCAACCCCAGACCACCUCCGCCGCCAUAACCUCUCCUUUCUCGACCAAAUCCAACCCCCAAUAUUCAUGCCCAUGGUCCUUUUCUUCCCUAAGGAUCCUCACACCACCGAAGACCCCACGGAACGCUGCAUGAAAAUCAAAACCGCCUUAUCGGAAACCUUGACCAAGUUCUACCCGUUAGCCGGGCGAGUCAGAGGCACCCAGUACGUCGAUUGCAACGACGAGGGUGCCUACUACGUGGAAGCCAAAGCCAACUCCAACAUCAUCGACAUCAUCCAAAACCCUAACCCUAGCGACUUCAACAAGUUCAUACCGUGUGCGCUCGACGCUGCUAGCGAACUCCCCAUAUGCCUACAAGUUACGUUCUUUGCAUGCGGAGGCAUGAGCAUCGGUAUGGGCAUGUCGCACAAGGUCGGAGACGCCCUGUCAUAUUUCACGUUCCUCAACAGUCUCGCCGCCACUACUCGCGGGGAGCCCGACUACGUACACGCCCCCGAGUUCGUUUCCGACAAGUACUUCCCCCAACAGGACUUGUCCGGGUCCUACCAACAUAGGAGCGGGAUCAUCAAGCACAACAUUUCCACUAAGCGCUUUGUGUUCGACGCUCCAGCGGUUUCCGCUCUCCGAGCCCAAUCUACAGACGUCGAAAACGAACAAGCGAGGCGGCCUACACGUGUGGAGGCCUUAUCGUCUUUCAUAUGGAGACGAUACAUCGCGGCCUGCACCAGCCAACAACAAAACAACAGCGCUGACGAUGUCCCAGCAAUGUAUACCGUGUCUCAUGCGGUAAACCUGCGCACGAGAAUGGACCCACCGCUUCCGGAGUAUACAUUCGGGAAUGUGACCCGAACAACAAUCUCCGUCCCACCCAUACAGUUGGAACCGAAAGAAGGAUCAUCAUCUGACCCUUCUCUAUAUUCUGUAGUGAGCCACGUCAGAGAGGCUCUUAAACAAGUUGACAGAGAGUACAUAAAGAAACUGCAAGAGGGGGAGGGGUUCUUGAGUUUCUUGAAAGAGCGGAGCUCACAGGUGAAACGUGGAGAGGUGGUGUCGUUUAGCUUCACCAGCUUGUGUAGGUUUCCAAUUUACGAUGCUGAUUUUGGGUGGGGGAAGCCAGUUUAUGCCGGGUCCGCGAGUUUUACAUUUAAGAAUUUAGUGAGCUUAUUUGACACAACAAGUGGCGACGGUGUGGAGGCUUGGAUUAACUUGAAGGAGGAAGACAUGGAAAAAUUUGAAGCUGAUGAGGAGGUUCUCAAGUAUGUUUCACCCAACCUGAGUUCGAAGAAUUCAGGGUGA
Molecule: messenger RNA, 1350 nt
Organism: Malus domestica (apple)
Lineage: Eukaryota; Viridiplantae; Streptophyta; Magnoliopsida; Rosales; Rosaceae
Product: stemmadenine O-acetyltransferase-like
Source: RefSeq, a predicted model, not a curated record